UUCACAGUUCACAGUCCAACACAUGCUUGCACACUCUCCUGUCCAUACACGAACGCGUCCUUCUCGCCUCCACGCGAUUCUCGAUCCCACCCUCUACCCGUCUCUGUUCUUGCAGCGACCGCCGAAGCAGAGGUGUUCGCUUGUUCAGCAGGCUGUAAGGCUUUGUUCCACCUGCGCAAGCCACCACCACUCCACCCUUGGUUUGGCGCCGCGCUCUCGACACCAACACACCACUCGACCGCCGCUUUCGCACUUUCGCGUCCCUCCGACACAGGCAGUGUGACGAGCUGCCGUGCAGCAACACCUUCCAUUUUGCGUAGACCGAACAGAUCAGCCGAGCGGUGGCUUCGAGCAGUGACGACAGCAUGGACGGCGGAGAUUCGGGCAGUGGCUCUGGAGGUUACCCGCUGCUUCGCCGUGAGAGCACGAAGCGCAACUACAAUACAAUGGCGUCGAGCCACAGAAGCUCUUCACCCGACUCGCUCUUCGUGACGCAGGACGACCAUUACAACAACGAGCACGCCGCACAGCGACCACGCUUGUCAAACCGAUUGGCCUUGCCACGCCUACCACCUCGCUAUCCUGGUGACGGACUGGACUUUCGCAGGCCCAUGACGUCGAGUAAUGUUGGUGGCAGCAACGGCAAUGGAGGACGUUCAAAUGACACUGGAGUAAUCGAUCUGACAGCGGAGGAUGAUAUGCAAGAGACAACAAGACGUUCAGGGUCAAUCUUUGGUGAACCGUCAGGCGGGGCUUCACGUGCUCAACGCGGCCCACGCUUCGGAAGAAACAUAAUUGAUCUCGAAAGUGAAUCAGAAGCUGAGGAACGUCCGCGGCACAGCUCACAUGCUGCUGCCUCACAUACACAACCGCCGAAUUACUUGACUUUGUUUCCGCCGCGUGCACCUAGCACGACCAACCCACAUCCGCGCUUUGCUGGACUUCGCCGUCCACAGCGUGCACCACCAUUCGAGACAGACAUGGACGACCUCAAUCCCGGACGCUCGAGAUCGAACGCUCGAAUUCGCCUCAAUGGCGACUCUGCACGCGGCCAUCGAAGCGUGACACCAUAUCCGAACGGCUUCGCCGAGCCUAUUGAUCUCACUGGCGACGACGACGAUGUGGUGUUCGUCGAAACCAGGGCGGGCGUAAACGCAGACCGGCCGACAGCGACAGCUGGUGCCGGCACGCGCUCCAUGACCGAUCGACUUAACGAUAUCAGGGCCAUGACUGGCGGCGGACGGCUUUUCCACCACCUCCAUAACUUGCAGCACGCACUCGGCGCGUUUGCCAGGGACACUCAUGACCCUAUACCUCACAUGCCUGCAGCCGGACCCCUCGCAAUCGGCCUCGAAUUCGAUCUGCCUGCAUUCGAUAUGGGCAUUGCGGGUGGAAAUCAAACUACCGCAGACAAGUACGAGCCACCUGCUGCGGCUUCUAAAGGCUUCACGCGAACUCCGGCCGAGGAUGAUGUUCUGGUGUGUCCCAACUGCGGUGAUGAGCUUGCUGUCAGCGAGGAUGAGAAGAAACAAGAAGUAUGGAUCAUUAAGAAAUGUGGCCAUGCGUAUUGCGGAACCUGUGCUCAGUAUCGCACGAAGACGUCGAGAGGAAAAGGAAAGGCCCCAGCGCACCGCAUGCCACUACCGUUCAGGGAAUGCGUGGUCCACGGGUGCAACGAGAAAGCUGGCGCAAAAGCUAUGCUUCACGUGUUUUUGGGCAGUUAGUUGCACAUUUGCAACGAUUGCGAGUACAUUUCAAUUCCCCCAACGGAAAGCUUUCAAGCAGGAC
Cercospora beticola is the source of this 1788-nucleotide messenger RNA. RefSeq lists its product as uncharacterized. Gene Ontology annotation, cellular component: SUMO-targeted ubiquitin ligase complex. The record is from RefSeq and is a predicted model, not a curated record. Lineage: Eukaryota; Fungi; Ascomycota; Dothideomycetes; Mycosphaerellales; Mycosphaerellaceae. Gene Ontology annotation, molecular function: ubiquitin-protein transferase activity.